Molecule: messenger RNA, 5266 nt
Organism: Melopsittacus undulatus (budgerigar)
Lineage: Eukaryota; Metazoa; Chordata; Aves; Psittaciformes; Psittaculidae
Gene: SLC6A4
Product: solute carrier family 6 member 4
Exons: 14
Coding region: 436-2448 (670 amino acids)
Biological process (GO): serotonin uptake; sodium ion transmembrane transport
Cellular component (GO): plasma membrane; neuron projection
Molecular function (GO): serotonin binding; serotonin:sodium:chloride symporter activity
Source: RefSeq, a predicted model, not a curated record
GCAGACAAAUGUAGCCACCCACCUCUAGGAGGAAAAGUGAGCUGCAGCCCUGGUGAAACACAAAGUUUAUUUGACUAAAGUGACGCAAAAAUUCUCCAAGAGCUCUUUGGCAGCAGAUUAUCUGGAAAUCAGACCAUGUGAGGGGGACUGGGGUACAAAAACCUCCCCAAGAUGCUGAGUUGCCCACAGGCUGAGUUCCCGAGACUGAAGUAAAUGUGGGUGAAGGUUACUCGAGCUUGGAUAACUCCAAGGAAAGUGCUUCAAGCCGACCCCAGAGACAGAUGCUGUUUGUGCCUUCAAUGUGAUGGAUUUAAAUAUGGAAGAGGAGUUCUAAAAGUGCUGGGAAUACACCAGGAAUAAAAGUGUGGGAAGACAAGCCACAAGGGGACUCUGCUGCUGUCUGUGUGCAAGUGAUUGGAACAAAUCCUGGUGAAAAUGGAAAAAAAGGCAACAGGGAAAGAGACUGAGCCACUGACUUGCAAGAAAGAUGCCUCAGGCUGUAACAAAGGAGAAGACUGUAAAGAGAAUGGACUUCUGGUCAGGAACCCUAAAUCUGCCCUGCGGCUGGUGGAGGAUGGCAACAAAGUCCAUUCCAGCCAGGGGGAUAAAGGGCAGUCAGCUCAGAUCUCAAAUGGUUAUUCAGGGGGGCAGAGCUCUGCUCCCUGCAAUGGUAUGGGAGAGGUGGAGGAUGCCCAGUGCCCUGCCCCAGCAGCCACCACCACCACCACAACCACCACUUCCACCACCUGCGGAGCAGAAGGCCAACAGCAGCUGAUGGAGUUGGAAGACAGAGAGACCUGGAGUAAAAAAAUUGACUUUCUACUCUCUGUCAUUGGCUAUGCAGUGGAUCUGGGGAAUGUGUGGAGAUUUCCUUAUAUAUGCUAUCAGAACGGAGGAGGGGCAUUCCUCAUUCCUUACACAAUUAUGGCCAUCUUUGGAGGGAUUCCUCUCUUCUAUAUGGAACUAGCACUAGGACAGUACCACAGGAAUGGGUGUAUUUCAAUUUGGAGAAAAAUAUGUCCUAUAUUCAAAGGAAUUGGCUUUGCCAUCUGUAUAAUAGAUCUUUACAUAGCCUCCUAUUACAACACCAUUAUGGCUUGGGCCUUUUACUACCUCAUCUCCUCCUUCACGACGGAGCUGCCAUGGACUAGCUGCACAAAUGCCUGGAACACAGGCAACUGCACAAACUACUUCAGCAAGGACAAUGUCAGCUGGUCCCCACACUCCAUCUCUCCUGCAGAAGAAUUUUAUACACGCCAAGUUCUACAGGUGCACAGGUCUGAUGGGCUGGAUGACCUGGGAGGCAUUAGCUGGCAGUUGACCCUCUGUUUAUUGCUAAUCUUCACCAUUGUAUACUUCAGCAUCUGGAAAGGGGUCAAAACAUCUGGCAAGGUGGUGUGGGUAACUGCCACAUUCCCUUACAUCAUACUCUUUAUCCUACUUGUGAGAGGUGCAACAUUGCCCGGGGCUUGGAGAGGUGUCCUCUACUACUUGAAACCUGACUGGCAGAAACUCCUGGCCACUGAGGUUUGGGUGGAUGCAGCAGCUCAGAUUUUUUUCUCCCUUGGUCCAGGUUUUGGGGUCCUAUUGGCUUACGCCAGCUACAACAAAUUCCAUAACAACUGUUACCAAGAUGCUCUGGUUACCAGCACUGUGAACUGUGUGACCAGUUUUGUGUCUGGAUUUGUCAUUUUCACCGUGCUGGGAUACAUGGCUGAGAUGAGGAAUGAAGAUGUAUCAGAGGUUGCCAAAGAUACUGGACCCAGCCUCCUCUUCAUCACAUACGCUGAGGCCAUUGCAAACAUGCCUGCUUCCACCUUCUUUGCCAUCAUCUUCUUCCUGAUGUUGCUCACUCUGGGAUUAGACAGCACAUUUGCAGGACUAGAGGGAGUGAUUACUGGAGUCCUGGAUGAAUUCCCGCAUGUCUGGAGCAAGCGCAGGGAACUGUUUGUCCUUGGUCUGAUCAUCAUUUGCUUCCUGGGGUCAUUAGCAACCCUGACAUUUGGAGGUGCAUAUGUGGUAAAGCUGUUUGAGGAAUACGCCACGGGUCCAGCUGUCCUAACCGUCGUGUUUCUGGAAGCGGUUGCCGUGUCCUGGUUCUAUGGCAUCACCCAGUUUUGCAAUGAUGUGAAAGAAAUGCUAGGCUCUGCCCCAGGCUGGUACUGGCGAGUUUGCUGGGUAGCAAUUAGUCCCAUCUUCCUUCUGUUUGUCACUUGCAGCUUCCUGUCCAACCCUCCUGAGCUACGGCUUUUUGAUUAUAACUAUCCCUAUUGGACCACAGUAGUGGGUUAUUGCAUAGGAACCUCUUCUGUCAUCUUCAUUCCAAUCUACAUGGUCUAUCGGUUGGUCAUCACCCCAGGAACAUUUAAGGAGCGUAUUCUGAAAAGUAUUACUCCAGAAACAGCUACAGAAAUUCCUUUUGGAGACAUCCGCAUGAAUGCAGUAUAAGCUAACCUGGAGGGAGCACAAAAUGUGACUUUCCCCAUUCUCUUUCCCCCACCCCAAAGAAUUUAGUUUCCAGAUAAGACAAGAAAUGGAGGAGUUUUCCAUGGAGAUGGCAUUACUGACAACAGGCAUCUGGAAACACGGUGCCUCCAGCACAUAUAUCUAAGCAAUUCAAUGAAAUCUCCAGUGCACUUCUAACCAGCCUGAACUGACAGAGAGCCAACGCAUACUGGGAGCACAUGGCUGUCUGUGUGCAUGACAAUACCACUAGUCCAUGCUCUGGGGCUGUCAGAAAGUGUGCAUGGCUGAGUAAGCCACUAAAGGACAAGUAUCAGCGGGUAGGAUUAGGUGUAGAAUCCCAAGUCUGUGGCAGUGCUCCUGUAUCUUCCUCAAUGUGAUCGUUUGUACUGGGCAAUGUCGUAUUCGCUUUUAAGGUUCUAAUUGCUUAACUACAUUGAAAAAUACAAAGAUAUUUCUGAUAGCCAUAAAUGUAUGACUCAAGUAGCACAGGGUUUUAUAAACUAGACAAAAAAGUAGUAUACCCAUAGGUUUUUAGCGGAGCAGAGAGAGGAAGAGGAAACUGAGGAUUCUGAGCAGCACCAUAUACAGCUCUGCAUACAUCAGCACACACGGUUGGUGGCAUUAUCCUUUUCAUUACCAGUGUCUGUUCUUCCUUGUGUAGUAAGUACUACAAAAGCAUUCUUUGUAAUGUGGAAGGCUUCACUUUCCUUUAGACCCAAUCAAGCCACAAAAACUCAUCAUGGGUUACUUCACCCAACACACCCAAAGAAACUACAGACCAACAGUGAACAUUUUUGAGUUCCAGUGCCAAAAAGUGUAAUCUUAAAGAUCUGCCUCCCUGCUUUGCUUCAUUUUGUGUUUUGUUCUGCAUUUUUAGUUUGUUUUUCAUUUAAUUUCACACCUACAGUUUGCUGGAGCCUGUGGUUCUUUCUAUUCCUUCCUCAUACAGAACUAAAGUUUAGAAUACUCCUGUUGGCUAGCUGACUAUAGUAUGUUUAACAAACUACACAAACCUACUUUGAAGAUUUAUUAGCUCAUAUUCUAAUGUCAACGCAUUUGGGUUUCACCCUCAAGAAGGAGGGGAAUUUCUUUAUAACAAGAAGCUGGGUAGAGUUCAGCAGGACUGAUUCUCAUCAGAACUAUUUCUAUUACAUUUUGAGGCAGUAAUACACAAAUUAACUUCCACGCACAUACAGACCUCUCUAUACGAGAUGUACACACUCCAGAUGUAACUGUCCUUCAGGCUGACUGCAACUGCCAAGUUAGCUGGAGGACAAUACUUCUGCUGCAGGUACAUGAGAGUUCAGGUAAACCCAAGUAAGCAUCAUUUAUCUAAAAACCUGCAUUCUAUUUUCACUCUACCACUGAGAUAUAAGAAGUAAAAUAAAACAGAGGAUAAAAGUCUCUUUUGUAUCUCAUGGCCUACUUAGGUAAGAACUAAGGUUAUAUAUACAUUCAUAGCUAUCGAUGAACUUGUUGAAGAGUUACAUCGGUACAAAGAACUCACCACAUUAGAAGAAAGCAGUGAUGGAGUCUUUAUCUUCUGAAACAUUUUCAUUGCUUCCACCAAGGUUUGUCUCCUCAGGUGUGCAGACACCCCCCAGAGGAAGCUCUUACACUUCAGCUGCUGACUUGAGUUCACUUAACUUUAGGUCUCAAGCCCAACUUCCAAUGAGGGAACAAAUAACUUCAAGGGACAAGGACUGUUCUUUUGGAACUAUGAACAAAAGGCACCUGAACUGUUUUUAAGAAGGGAGCAUGUUCCUUCACUGCCAACAGAAAACCAAUAGAUGUGUCUUACUGUACAGUUACAGGAUGUAGUUUUGUAGCUUAUCCCUCAAGUAUACUUGAAAGCCAUUUUCCAAAACUGACUUCAUUUUAAGGACAACAGGAACAGUUUGGGAAUUAUUUUAAUAUUAGAAUACCGUUUAGUUAUUAAGUUACCAAUCAGGAAAAUUACACUUCUUUUGCUUGUUUCUAAAGAAUUUUUCUGUUAUAAUUUAAAAAAACCCCAUGUAACAGAUGUGAAUGUAACAGAUGUCUGAGGUACAUGCUGAGGUAUGUAUCCAGCAUCUCAGUGUGGGAAGUAAAGGAAAAAACUCUACCCACCUCCUUCACUCUUCAGACUGGUGGUGAGCUACUGAUAAGUGAGUUUUCUCCUAAAUGGGUAAGUAUUUAAAUAGGUAAAUCUUACAGAUGGGAUAUGUUUUGCCAGAUUUGAUGCUGUUUCAUGCUAGGUUUCUUUAACAAAACCCCCCACACUUCCUCAAACCACCUCCAAACUUCAGCUUCCAGUGUUUGGUCAUUUUCGUAUACCCACGUGCAAACAUCUCUUCAAACAGACAUUUUGCAGCCUUCCGUUAGGAAGGGUGAAGGUGGGGAAAGAAAUGGUUGAGUUAAAUGGGAGCAUUAUCUGUUUCAAAGCCAAAGUUUCUCUUUCAACCCUUGCAAACAGAAACUGGGAACAUUAUUUCUAGUGCAGUAAUUUGCAAAGUAACAAUUGCAGAAAUCUCUAUUUUCACAUGCAAGACUAUGGAUGUUAUUCUUUUAUAACAGCAUUUGAAAUGGCAAAGGAUGCAUCUUUAAUUUGUACUCUAAGACACUAAUACACAACGGACAUUGUCCCUCUGGGUGGUUUUAGCACCUCCUAAGAAAUGCCACUGUUUUCUAGUGGACUAAAAGUCAGCCAAGAAGCCCCAAUGCUAAUACAGCCCUGCAACAGUCAGAGUAAAACAGGGCAUGGCCUCUGAGUUGACAAAUUAGACUAAAGCAAUCUGAGUACAGAUGUACUGAGAGAGGG